AUGAACAGACGGCUUUCAACAAUCAUGUUGCUUGCAGCCGCCGUUUUUAUCGUCUCGCGAAUAUCGGCUGUCUCGGCACAAUCGUACGACCCUUGUGCGGAUAGUACCACUUGUGGCAACGGCACGUGUAGCUGGGACGGUAUGUUCACGUGGACGUGCUCGUGCUAUAGCGGGUAUGAGCCCGUCAGCGCCUCCUUCAACUUGACUGCUGGGAUAACCAUCUCCGGGCAGUCGUGUGUAUCUUCAAGCUCCCCAUCCUACUCCUCCCCAUCCUACUCCUCCCCAUCCUACGGCUCCCCCUCUUACUCCUCCCCCGAUUACUCCUCCCCUUCCUACUCCUCCCCCUCCUACUACUCCUCCCCCGCCCCUCCUUCCACCAACACAACCUCCUCCUCCUCUUCCAAGGGCCUCUCAACGGGAGCAAUCAUAGGCAUAGUGGUGGGAGUGAUUCUGCUGCUGCUGCUGCUUGGGGGAGUCGGUCUAUUCCUCUGGUUCAGGCACAAGAACAAGGCCAGUGGUGGGGCCAAUAAGCCUGGCCAGGCGUAUGGUGGCGCUGUGAGUGGAACUGCGGCAGUAGGGGCUGACUUAGAGGCGAAUAAGGGGUAUGCGAAUCCGUACUAUGCGGGAGGAGCGGGAGGGGCAGGGGCGGCAGCGUAUGGGGCGGCAGCAGCAAGGGGGGCGUACGGGGCAGCAGCACCAGGGGGGGCGUAUGGGUCAGCAGCACCAGGGGGGGCGUAUGGGGCAGCAGCACCAGGGGGGGCGUAUGGGUCAGCAGGGGCAGGGCCUCAGGCGGGGAUGGGGUCUGGUUCCGGGUCUGGGAACGUCAUUCACCCCAUGUACAUGGGAACGAUGGCAACAAAGCAUCAUCCCAACCUGGUCCGCCUACUGGGCUACUGCAUCGACAUGAACCCAGCAGCGCAGGGCAGGGGCGAUUUGAGCAUGGAGCAGAUAGUGGUGUACGAAUUCAUGGCUCGUGGGGACCUGGAGCGCUGGGUGGGGGAGGGGGCGCCACAGCCGCUGCCGGUGGCGCAGCGGCUCUCGGUGCUCAUCGGGGCGGCCCAUGGCAUCGAGUAUCUGCACAGCUUUGGCAUCGUGCACCGGGACAUCAAGCCUGCAAAUAUCCUUCUAGACGACAAGUUUGAGGUGAGCUUGGCUGAUCUGCAUAGUGCCUUUCCCUCACCUGUCUGUCUCUCUGACAUUCCCCGGUGUCUACUGAGGCAAUACGAGGGCACGGCGGUGGGAGACACUCGCAUCAUGGGCAUGCCCUUGCCCUUCCCCUUUGUUCCUCUCAUUCGCCUCACAUCCCCUUUCGCUGACACCUUCCACCCUUAUCCCCACCAGGCGAAAGUAGCAGACUUUGGGUUGCUGAGGCAGAACGAGGGCACAACGGUGGGAGACACUCGCAUCAUGGGCACACCCGGUUAUGUGGACCCUGCUUACUUCAAGUCCAACAAGGCCACCCCCAUGGCCGAUGUGUACAGGUACGGAGUGGUGCAGGGGUAUAGUGAGCGGUGCAGUGCGGUGCAAGCCGGUGCUGUGUUGUCAGGGGGUGCAUGGGAUGGGAGUGAUGGGCACAUCGGGCUAUGUGGACGCCGCACUCCAAUGGCCGAUGUGUACAGCUUUGGCAUCCUCAUUCUGACCACGAUGUCGGGCCGCAAUGCACUUGCGACGGAUGAGAACGGCAACAGCUUCAACGUCAAGAAAUGGGCCGAGUCAUUAGUUGCGGCCGGCAAAGCGGAGGAAUUGAAAGAUCCGCGAUUGGAUGCUCCCGCGGAUUUGAUUCUGCGGCUGGCGCAGCUGGCGCUGCGUUGCACGGCUAUGCCGACCGUGACUCGUCCUGACAUGAUCCAGGUGGUAUCUGAGCUCACGGCGCUCAGGAAGGAAUUUCUGGGGAAGGUGUCAUCUAGGAUGGCUGAGAGGAUUGACGAGGAGGUGGAGUCCCAAAGAGUUGGGAAUUUUGAUGCGGAAAUAGAGAUGAUCGAAAAGCUGGCGUUUCAGGAUAGCACGAGUGCAAUGAGCAUUAGCUAA
Closterium sp. Yama58-4 is the source of this 2028-nucleotide messenger RNA. The record is from the annotation of a GenBank genome assembly. Lineage: Eukaryota; Viridiplantae; Streptophyta; Zygnematophyceae; Desmidiales; Closteriaceae.